Lodderomyces margitis is the source of this 1740-nucleotide messenger RNA. RefSeq lists its product as uncharacterized. The record is from RefSeq and is a predicted model, not a curated record. Bases 1 to 1740 code for a protein of 579 amino acids. Lineage: Eukaryota; Fungi; Ascomycota; Pichiomycetes; Serinales; Debaryomycetaceae. The transcript has a single exon.
AUGUCGGAUUUAUUAGACAAGUACAGGGCUUCACGGAGGGCCAACGAUGGUCGUAUAAGUCCACCAUCAAGAAGUGCUUUAUACCCGCGUUUAUCUUCACUUGAUCGAGAAGGAUACACUUCAGAUCGAUACACUGAUGUUUCUUCCUCAACAGCGGGUUUAAGGGAUAAAUUGGCCUCUGAAAGAACUCGGUAUCAACCUUCAGUGGUAUCUAAGUACGACCUUUAUUCAGAUGCAGUUAAAGAUAGGGGUGUUUCCUUCUCGGAUGGGGUCAAGUUGGAUUCGUCUUUUGCAACGCGAUUGGGGAGGAAUGAUCUAGAUGAUAAAAGAACUAAAACCAAACCCCAUGGAAGAAAUUACGAAUUAGAUGGAUUGAGGAAGAAUUUAGAGGCCAAAUAUGGUUUGGCGUCGAAUGAAGCAACGGAAAGAUCUUCGAGAAUACUUGGCUCCCCACUUAAACCACUAAACGCCGCGCAAAGAAGAUCAAGAAAUGAAAUUAGUAGAAGGUUUGCCGAUUCUUCACCUUACACCAGAGACAAAUACAAAGUCACAAAGCCAGCUACUGAAACGCCCCACAGUAAUGGAUUCCUAUCGAGAAUCGUCCACUAUUUCACCUCGAACGAGCACAAUGACUAUGAUGGGGCCAAGGAUUCGCUGAACUCCGACUACCUUGACAAUCAUCGGGGGAAAAGAGUAAGCUUUAGUGACGAUAUUGGGCGUGACGACUUUGAUGAGGUAGAUGAGGUGGUGACGCGGGCAAGAGAGAAGGAGCGAUUAUUGGCAUUGGAAAACUUCCGAUCUUUGGAAAGAGAACACAAGAAGGUUUUACUGCUAUUGGAGGAUAUCCAGUUGGAAAAUAAAAAGCUAAAAUCCGAGUUGAGCAGAGUUCAUGAUACUUUUACGGCAAAAUUGGACGAGAUUGAAAAUGACUUGUUCAAUAAAACUGUCGAAGCUGAUCAAUUGCGAGUCAAUAGUGAGCGCAAACAUACUGAAGAAAUCACUCAACUUAAAGCUGCACAUGAAGCAGAGGUGUUAAGACUACGGAAGUCUAAUGAAAAGGAGUUGACACAAUUGAAACUGAUUCAUGAGGAAGAAGUGCGCCAGCUUAAAGAUGAAAAUUCGACACUUCAUAAAAGGAUUAGAGAGUUGGACGAGAGGCUUUUCGAUACAGGGUUUGAGCUUAAACAAGCGGGACAAGAACUUGACUUGCAAGUGCGGAAGAAUCGCGAGAUACAAGUGGAAAUGUCAUUAAGAGAUCGAUUCCGCGCCGCUAAGCUUCCGGCAGAAGAGGUGAACGAUUACUUCAUAAAGUCGUCACGUAUCGAACAAAAGAUUGAAAAAUUACGAAAACAAGUCGAAUCUCCGUCGCCAAAGCCUCAACAGUUUUUGAAAACCGAUACUAAUAUCGAAGAAAACUUGAGAGCGUUAGAAAAAAUGACAAAAUCAUUUCAGUUUAGUGGACUUGGUGAUUGUGAAAGGUACUACGAAGUAGCACAUAAAUUCUUGACUGAUGCAUCGAACAAAUCGGAAGACACUAUCCAACAAUUAGAACUUGACAAUGAAUCGAAUCCAUCGCGAAUUUUAUCCGAGUAUUUAACGUUGAAGAAAUUAAAUGAAUUAAGCUACCGAUUGUGUUCAGUAAAGGAGCUCAUAAAUGACUGCAUCGUAUUGCUGGAGUUUAAAGACAGUGAUGCUAAUAUUAACGACAUCUAUUUGAGAGUGAAGCUGGAAAUUUUCUAG